Dothidotthia symphoricarpi CBS 119687 is the source of this 1308-nucleotide messenger RNA. RefSeq lists its product as uncharacterized. The transcript has 2 exons. The record is from RefSeq and is a predicted model, not a curated record. The coding region runs from base 1 to 1308 and encodes 435 amino acids. NCBI's taxonomy places the organism in Eukaryota, Fungi, Ascomycota, Dothideomycetes, Pleosporales, Dothidotthiaceae.
AUGAAGACCAGACAUGCACCAGCACUACCACCACAUGCAAUUUUACCUAACAAGGAGCAGAGAGGUUCACCGACAUUUGUUCGAGUCCUUGCCGCUGUAGUAAUUUUUGGUCUUUUCUUCUUCUCGAAACACAUCAAUACCAUGCCAUCAACGGACACGAAUUCGUCACGUUAUACGGAAACGAUAUUCAUUCCCUACAUCAACAAGUUCAGCGCGAAAAAUGUGCCAAAGGUCAAAACUACAAUUGAGGGUGUCGACAUCGAUAUGCCUGUCGACACUGGAUCAACAGGGCUUUUGAUCGGGGCGCCCAGACUUCCAAAUGUCGAUCCAUCAGAAGGUGUCCCAGCGCAUCACUUCUUCACGAGUAGUAAGAUCUUCUACGUUGGCCGACUCGUUGAUCUUUCCGUCCGGUUCUACAGUGGGGACAACUCAUAUGCGAUAGCAAAGGUCCCGGUCUUCAUUGUAGACAAAAGCUGGACGUGUCCGUGGUACAACACGAGGACAGAUGGAUUCGACUGUCCAAUCGGUCCGAAUGGGGAGACAGCAACACGGCGGGAUACCUCGCAGAUCACUUAUAUGGGGGUUGGGUUUGGCAGAAACGAGCCUAGAGACGGGAUGCCAUUUGCUACACCAAGCGUGAACCCAUUCCUUAACUUGGAAUCCAUCAACGGCCGAACAUUGUCUCCCGAGAAGCUGCGAGCCGGCUACGUCAUCUCCACAGAAGGCAUUCAUAUCGGACUGACGCAGCACAAUACGCGGAAUUUCGCCUUUAUCAACUUGGAACCUGGAUUGACAUACGAUGAGGAUCUGAGAGAUUGGUCAAUGGUGAAGAUGUGCUUCCAGAUCAAUGACGGAGAACGGCAUUGCGGUCCUGUGCUGAUCGAUACAGGCAUCCCGCAGAUGUAUAUUAGGGCCGAGGAAGGUGCUCGAAUCCCAAGCAUUACUAUCCGUAACCCAAAUCGGAAGAGCAUGACCAAGAUGGUUAGACGCGUCAAGCCGGGCACCACGAUCUCCAUCGACAGUUUGCCGUCAGAGAGGAGUAUUAUCGACUUUUCUUUCACGGUCGGCGAAGGGUCCUCCAUCGAGCCCAGUUACGUUUUCCCUGUGAGGCCAGCAUCCCCACCGUUCAUCAACACAGGACGUAACUUUUUCUUCGGCUACUCCAUAGUCUUUGACGCGAUUGGAGGGCGGUUCGGUUUCCGUCCCUUCAUGUACCACGUCGAGUGGCCCCAGCGCAGCACGGUGAGCCUUUUGCGCUGUGCCCAGGUUUCGUGGUCGGGCAUCAUGCCAGGUAGCGAUGGGGAGUGA